GUUUGUAUUCUUUAAACUCGGGCAUACUAGUAUUGAAUGGAUCUAUUAUCACACAUUUUUGUUGACCUUCUUUCUUCGGGGCAAGGCCGCGCCCCCUCGUGUUCCCGCGUGUUCAUCUCUGCCGCAGCAGCUGUCACGUGACUCGGGUUUCUCCUGGCUACUUCCGGUUCCUUGGCCGUCUUCCUCUGCGGGAGAAAACAACGGUUCCGCGGUGUCUUCUCCGGCGACUCGGUGCGCCUGACGUCCAGACCGUCGGGGCCGUGGGGGACACCCGUCAACGCGUCGUGUUCACCUGCCGUACAACGUCAAACUGAGCGGAGAUGACCACCGGAGGGGCGGGGAGACAGUCGGCCGGAUAAACAGACCACACCGCCCGCCCUUUCGAGUUAACGUUGGGCAAAAAAAAUUAUAAUAAUUUAAAAAGCCGCUGCUGUUCAUCUGCCGGGACGGACGCUGGCUGCUGCUCCUCUCGUGACUCGCCGUAGCGACAGCAGCCCCCCUCCCCCCCAAACGACCGCCGACAUGUCCAAAUACACGAGCUUCCCCGAGCCGACGGAAGACCCGAACCCGUUCCAGGACCCUGCAGUGACUCAACACAGCAGCAACACAGGAUAUGCCACCCUGGACCUGUACAACCCCUUUGAUAAUACCACUGCGCCUCCGUAUGAAGCCACCUCUCCCUCUGCUCCAUCUGCGCCUGCACAGACCCCACCAAGUAGGACGACCCCCACUGAGCCUCGCAACUAUGGCUCCUAUACCUCCCAGACUGCGGUGAAUGCAACCACGACAGAGCUCCUGAGGAAGCAGGAGGAGCUGGAGAAGAAAGCCCGGGAGCUGGAGAGAAGAGAGAGGGAGCUCGAGUCACACACCCUGGGAACUGGAGCCUCUCGUCAGAACAACUGGCCCCCGUUGCCUUCGUUCUGCCCUGUGGCCCCCUGCUUCUACCAGGACAUCAAUGUGGAGAUCGCUCAGCACUUUCAGCGCACCGUCACCAUCAUGUACUACUUCUGGAUGUUGUGCACUUGUGGGCUGCUCUUCAACCUGAUCUCCUCACUGGCCAAUUUCUGCGUGAACUCCUCGGGUGGCGUUGGCCUGGGACUGGCCAUCCUGUGGGCCCUCCUCUUCACCCCCUGCUCCUUUGUCUGCUGGUAUCGUCCCAUGUACAAAGCCUUCAGGAGUGACAGCUCCUUCAAUUUCUUUGUCUUCUUCUUUGUUUUCUUUGCCCAAGUGGUGGUCUCAGUCAUCAUGACCAUUGGUAUCCCUGGAUGGGGUUUCAGCGGCUGGAUCGUGAGCCUGGCUGCUCUGAACUACAGUGUCGCCGUUGGUGCGAUCAUGAUGAUGAACGCCCUCCUCUUUACUGCCCAAGCUGCCAUCGGGGUUUUCAUGCUGAAGAAGGUCCACAGCAUGUACCGGCAGACCGAUGCCAGCUUCCAGAAGGCCCAGGCCGAGUUCGCCACUGGGGUCAUGUCCAAUCAGGCCGUGCGGCAGGCCGCCACCAGCGCCGCCACCAGCGCCGCCCAGGGGGCCUUCACCACACCGCGAUAGGGAGGGACCAGAGGGGGGCUGGGAGGGUAAGAAACAAAGGAGAUCCCAUUCCGCUUGUUAGGAGAUCUGUUUGCUAUUUAUUGCGCCACAAGUUAUUAGAAUUAGAUUUUGUGGUGGGAGGUGGUCAUUUGUCUGUAUAGUAACCCCUGAGCAGCUGAGCAUCAGGGCAUGUGCAUGAGACACAGGUGGGGUUUUGUCAUUUCUAAAGAUGUACAGGACAAGUUAGCUGCAUUGCCAAACCGGGAGUCAACAAAUCACAAGAGUUGAUUUCAGGAAACAGUGGUGUGAAAUGUGAACAGUGAGAUGCUGAAGCUUUAUGAAAUGUAGCCGUCUCCUUCCUGGUACCAGUGAAUGCAGGGAAAGUGCAACUUUUGUGACGAGAAGAGCCGUGUGCCAAGUAGGACAGUUCUAGUCUGCAUAGUUCCCAUUCCCUCUUGGAUGUGUUUACAACAAGCCGGUGUUUGAGUUGAACACUGAAAUGUUGCCACUCUAAAUGUUGUACCUGCGGGGCUUGACCAUAAUGUUCUGCUCUAUUGCAAACUAACACGUUUUGUUAUUGUCAUUUCAAAUGAGAAUGCCUCUUUACUUCUCUGCCAAAACAUCUCAUACUGUAAAGAUUAUGUUUCUGUUCAAAUAUAUCUGUCACUGUUCUGUUGUUGCUGCUUGUGGUUCUUAUGAUUAUUUCAUGUGACUGUCUCUCGGUUUUAAUAAAAAAUAUAUUGUCAUGCUUACACA
This is a messenger RNA of Gasterosteus aculeatus aculeatus (three-spined stickleback), 2280 nucleotides long. It is a transcript of the gene scamp3, whose product is annotated as secretory carrier membrane protein 3. Gene Ontology annotation, biological process: protein transport. Gene Ontology annotation, cellular component: recycling endosome membrane; trans-Golgi network membrane. NCBI's taxonomy places the organism in Eukaryota, Metazoa, Chordata, Actinopteri, Perciformes, Gasterosteidae. The record is from RefSeq and is a predicted model, not a curated record.